GAGUGGAGAAACAGAAAAAGGAAAUGUCAUCUCAUCGUCACUGUCUCUCACUCUCGGUCUUCGUCAUCGUCUUAAUUUUCUUCUCGAGCUUGGUUUUGCCCUCCCAUGGAAGCGCAGAAGGAGGAGAAACAUCAGCCGUUGGAUUCGGAUACAGCGUCCAAUCCGUAGCCGUCGAUUCGGACCGGAAGAUUUUAACGGCGGAUCUCCGUCUGAUUAAGCCGUCGUCUUUUUACGGACCCGAUGUUCCUAGCCUUAUCCUCUAUGCCAGCUUGGAGACGAGCGAGCGUUUGAGAAUCAGAAUCACAGAUUCCGAACAACAGAGAUGGGAGAUUCCCGAAACCGUCGUACCUCGGCCGGAAAACCGCUCACCUCUUCGUUUCAUGUCGGAGAACCGUCAAGCUCCGUCGCAGAAGGGUCGGAGCUCAGCCGGAGACCUUUUACUGUCAGAUCCGUCGUCGGACCUCGUUUUCACCCUCCGUAACACCACACCCUUCGGCUUCUCCGUCUCCCGACGCUCCUCCGGCGAAAUCCUCUUCGAUACGUCGCCGGCGGAAUCAGAUCCCGACACUCAAUUGGUAUUCAAGGACCAAUUCAUUCAAUUAUACUCCGCGUUACCGGAAAACAGAUCGAGUCUGUAUGGACUAGGAGAACACACGAAGAAAUCCUUCAGGCUUGUUCCUGGCCACACGUUGACGCUGUGGAACGCCGACGUCGGCAGCGCAAAUCCGGAUGUCAACCUCUACGGGUCCCACCCGUUUUACAUCGACGUCAGAGGUCCGUCCUCUUCCGACGGAGGCGACGCGGAGGCAGAGGCGGGGACGACGCACGGAGUUCUGUUACUGAACAGCAAUGGCAUGGAUGUGUAUUAUGGGGGGAAUCGGAUUACUUAUAAGGUGAUCGGCGGCAUUAUCGAUCUCUAUCUGUUCGUCGGACCUUCGCCGGAGAUGGUGAUGCGUCAGUACACGGAGUUCAUCGGAAGGCCUGCUCCUAUGCCUUACUGGUCUUUUGGAUUUCAUCAAUGUCGGUAUGGCUACAGCAACAUUUCAGACAUCGAAUCUGUAGUUGAUGGGUAUGCCAAAGCCGGAAUCCCGCUUGAAGUCAUGUGGACGGACAUUGACUACAUGGACGCAUACAAAGACUUCACUUUUGAUCCUGUGAACUUCCCCGAAGACAGGAUGAAGUCUUUCGUGGACAAGCUUCAUGACAAUGGCCAAAAAUACGUGCUCAUCUUGGAUCCCGGUAUUAGUGUGAACAGCUCUUACGGGACAUAUAACAGAGGGAUGGAAGCCGAUGUGUUCAUAAAGCAAGAUGGUGUGCCUUACCUUGGCGAAGUUUGGCCCGGAAAGGUGUACUUCCCAGAUUUCUUGAAUCCAGACACAGCCAACUUCUGGAGCAACGAGAUCAAAAUUUUCCGAGAUGUUCUUCCUGUGGACGGUCUAUGGCUGGACAUGAACGAGUUGUCCAAUUUCAUAACUUCACCUCCAACUCCGGGCUCUUCCCUCGACGAUCCGCCCUACAAGAUUAAAAAUCUCGGAGGCAAGGCACAGAUAAACGAAAGGACAGUGCCUGCAAUGUCUGUACACUUUGGGAAUGUUAGUGAAUACAAUGCUCAUAACUUGAACGGCCUAUUGGAGGCUAAGGCCACUCACAAGGCUCUGGUUGAUAUAACGGGCAAAAGGCCGUUCAUUUUGACGAGAUCGACUUUCGUCAGCUCAGGAAAGUACGCUGCUCACUGGACAGGUGAUAAUGACGCCAAGUGGGAGGAUCUAGCUUAUUCUAUUCCUGGAAUUCUGAAUUUCGGGCUUUUCGGAAUUCCAAUGGUUGGAGCUGAUAUCUGUGGCUUCUCUAGCGAUACCACCGAAGAAUUAUGCCGCCGAUGGAUCCAGCUCGGGGCAUUUUACCCUUUCGCGAGAGAUCAUUCGUCAAAGGGCACGGCCAGGCAAGAGCUUUAUAUCUGGGAAUCAGUUGCUUCUGCCGCAAGAAAGGUACUCGGCCUCCGUACGAGGUUGCUCCCUCACUUGUACACGCUGAUGUACGAGGCUCAUACCAAUGGUGUCCCUAUCGCAAGACCACUCUUCUUUUCGUUCCCCAAAGACACAAACACUUAUGAGAUCGAUACUCAGUUCCUCGUCGGGAAAAGCAUCAUGGUAUCACCUGCGUUGAAGCCAGGAGCCGAGACCGUCGACGCUUAUUUCCCUGCCGGAAAUUGGUUCGACCUUUUUAACUAUUCUUACGCUGUCGGUGGGACUUCCGGUAAAUACGUGACUCUUGCUACUCCUGCCGACCAUGUCAACGUUCAUGUCCGUGAAGGAAGCAUUGUGGCGAUGCAAGGGGAGGCAAUGACGACGAGGGAAGCCAGAACGACGCCGUUUCAGCUACUGGUGGUGGCAAGCCGGCUAGAGAACGUCUCAGGGGAAGUGUUUCUGGACGACGGAGAGGACGUACGGAUGGGAGACGAAGGAGGGAACAGAAACUGGACACUGGUGAGGUUCCGGUGCAAGUUGGCCGGAAAAUCCGCGGUUCUGAGAUCGGAAGUGGUGAACGGAGAGUACGCGUUGAACCAGAAAUGGAUCAUCGGAAAAGUAACGUUCAUCGGGUUCGAGGACGUGGAAAGCGUCGGAGGUUACGAACUGAGGACAGGCGAUGGAUCGAAAGGCCUUAGGAUUUCGGUCGUGAAGACGUUUUCGGACAGUAGUAAUCCACGGUUUCUUGGCGUGGAAGUUUCUAGACUGUCUUUGCUUGUCGGAGAGAAGUUCCAGAUGAGAUUGAAGCUGAGUUAGGUAAAAGAAAUAUCUGAAGCUGAAGAAGAAGAAGAAUAUAAUGUGUUGAUGAUGAAAUUUAUCGGACACAAGAAUAAAAAUAAUAUAAACUCGUGAAUUUACUUCUUCAGUAUAUAAUAUGGACAUAUGAAUAAAACAAGUUAAAAUCAAAGUAUUUUUUAA
Molecule: messenger RNA, 2942 nt
Organism: Tarenaya hassleriana
Lineage: Eukaryota; Viridiplantae; Streptophyta; Magnoliopsida; Brassicales; Cleomaceae
Product: alpha-glucosidase
Exons: 6
Coding region: 24-2780 (918 amino acids)
Biological process (GO): carbohydrate metabolic process
Molecular function (GO): hydrolase activity, hydrolyzing O-glycosyl compounds; carbohydrate binding
Source: RefSeq, a predicted model, not a curated record